AUGGCGGACAACAACAAGGGGCGCGCAAGGGAGGUGGACGCACCGGCGGCGGAUGGCGACCAUGGUGAGAGGGAAGGGGAGAGGGGGAAGAUGAAGAAGAAAGAGUUAGGGGAAAUGAGAGAUGAUGCUUAUCCACCUUUCUUUUCGACCAUUUGGGACGAGUUUGUCGCAUUUAACCAAAUACCGAUUCUCAGGCAAGAGCUGAUCACUCGAAACCGCUUGCCAAAAUUACUGUACCCAGCCAGAUCUAGAGAGACUGAGAGAGUGACAUGGCUACUGGAGCAGCAGCAGCGCGCUACCAGCAGCUCUUGGUCGUCCAUGCGCGCGCACGACCACGUCCUCUCUUCGAGGCCGUGGUCACCGGUGGCCGACAUCCUGUUCUACGGCGCCAGGAGCGUCGGCUUCGCGCCCUACGGCGACGAGUGGCGGCGGUCCAGGAAGGUGGUCGCCGCGCGCAUGCUCAGCGCCAGGAAGGUGGAGUCCUUCCGCCGUGGCCCCCUGGAGGAGGUGCGCGUCGUCCUCGCCAAGAUCCGCGAGGCCGCCGCGGCGAGCGCGGACGACGGCACCGGCACCGGCACGGCGGUGGACGUGAGCGAGCUGGUGAGCGCGUACGCCAACGACGUGGUCCUUGGAGAGUCGCACCGGGCGGGAGGGUGUAAUAGGAUGCUGAUGGAGCUGGUCAACAUGAACGUCGCCCUGCUUGGGGGGUUCAACCUGGAGGACUACUUCCCGAGGUUGACGAGGAUGGAGCUGCUCAGGAGUCAGGAGGCUCAUCUGUGCACAGGCCGAGAGGGUCCACAGGAGGCACAGCAAGAUCAGAGCAGUAGCGAUACUACUACUACUGAAGACUUGAUACAUGUUUUGCUGGCUGCAGAGGAGGAAUAUGGUCUCACCAGGGGCAACGUCAAGGCGCUCUUAAUGGAGACGUUUCAAGCGAGGAGCAUAGAAUCAUCAUAUCUGGUGCUGGACUACGCCAUGGCUGAGCUCAUGCUGAACAGACACGUUAUGGCCAGACUACAAACAGAGAUAAGGACGACGACACCACUGCUUGCAUCUGCAGGAAAAAAACAAGACAUGGUGGUGAUGGAGGAGCACCUCAGCAAAAUGCCAUACCUAAAGGCAGUUGUCAAGGAGACGCUGCGGCUACACCCACCAGGGCCACUCCUUAUCCCACGCCUCUCGACCACAGACUGCGACGUCAAUGUCUGCUGGAUCCCUGCCGGAACACGCAUCUUCGUCAACGCUUGGGCUCUCGGGAGAGACCCGGCGUCAUGGGAUAGGGCUGAGGAAUUCAUGCCCGAGAGGUUUCUCGAGCAGGAAGGUUCUGGUUCUGAAGCAGCAGCAACCCCUGAUAUGAAGGGCACGGACUUUGCGUUUCUGCCGUUUGGAGCUGGACGAAGGAUUUGCCCAGGUAUAAAUUUUGGGAUUGCGACUACUGAGAUUAUGCUAGCAAAUCUGAUGUACCAUUUCGAUUGGAAGCUUCAGAAUGAGGGUACCGGCGGAGGUGUUGUUGAUAUGUCAGAGGUGUUUGGGAUGGCACUACGCCGAAAGGAGAAGCUCUUCCUUGUCCCUACAAUUCCAGCGUCAUCAGGAUGA
Messenger RNA from Miscanthus lutarioriparius, 1596 nucleotides. The record is from the annotation of a GenBank genome assembly. Lineage: Eukaryota; Viridiplantae; Streptophyta; Magnoliopsida; Poales; Poaceae.